Musa acuminata AAA Group (dessert banana) is the source of this 1165-nucleotide messenger RNA. Its product is annotated as proteasome subunit alpha type-3-like. Bases 124 to 873 code for a protein of 249 amino acids. The transcript has 10 exons. NCBI's taxonomy places the organism in Eukaryota, Viridiplantae, Streptophyta, Magnoliopsida, Zingiberales, Musaceae. Gene Ontology annotation, cellular component: nucleus; proteasome core complex, alpha-subunit complex; proteasome core complex. The record is from RefSeq and is a predicted model, not a curated record. Gene Ontology annotation, biological process: proteasomal protein catabolic process; ubiquitin-dependent protein catabolic process.
UCAUCCCCAACUUCGCUAUAUGGUAUUACUGAAACCCCCUCUUCUGUGCUUCUCGCUCGCUCGCUCGCUGUGUUGAUUCCAUCCGAUUCGAGGACCUGACGAUCGUAGGAGGAGCGAAGCACGAUGAGCAGCAUCGGCACCGGCUACGAUCUCUCCGUCACCACCUUUUCCCCCGAUGGGAGGGUCUUCCAGAUCGAGUACGCCGCCAAGGCUGUCGACAACAGCGGGACCGUCAUUGGGAUCAAAUGCAAGGACGGGAUCGUGAUGGGUGUGGAGAAGCUGAUCUCGUCGAAGAUGAUGUUGGCGGGAUCUAACAGGAGAAUACAUGCUGUUCACCGCCAUUCUGGCAUGGCUGUGGCAGGCUUAGCUGCUGAUGGCAGACAAAUCGUUGCACGAGCAAAGUCCGAAGCAACCAGUUAUGAGAGAGUAUAUGGUGAACCCAUACCUGUCAAGGAACUUGCAGAUCGUGUUGCCAGUUAUGUUCAUCUUUGUACACUCUAUUGGUGGCUCAGGCCUUUUGGCAGUGGGAUUAUUCUUGGUGGUUAUGACAGAGAUGGACCUCAGCUUUACAUGAUUGAGCCAUCUGGAGUAUCAUAUAGGUAUUUUGGUGCUGCAAUUGGGAAGGGAAGACAAGCUGCCAAGACGGAGAUAGAGAAGCUGAAGCUGUCUGAGAUGACCUGUAAGGAGGGAAUCAUUGAAGUUGCCAAGAUAAUUUAUGGAGUGCAUGAUGAGGCAAAAGAUAAAGCAUUUGAGUUAGAAAUGAGCUGGAUCUGUGAUGAAUCUAACCGCCAACAUCAGAAGGUUCCAGAUGAUCUAUUGGAGGAAGCCAAGACAGCCGCGAAAGCUGCACUGGAGGAGAUGGAUGCAGAUUAGAGGCACUAAAUAAACUUUCAGUAUUUUAUAGGUUGAAUUUAAAUGAUGUCUCACCCUAUUUUUCCGACAUUGAGUGAUCCUAGUUGUUGCAGAGGGUCGAUGGGGAAAGCUGUGUUCUUUGUAAGUGAAUACAUUUUGCAUUGACAGAAAAAUCUCAACCUUGUUCUUUGUGUUUUGAAUUCUCAAUAGCAUGCUUGGUUGAAUCUUGGAUGCAUGCUUGCUUACCGCAGUUGAAUAUUGUAUCAUGUUGUACAGAAUGUUAAUGUCUAGAAUUUAUUAACUCUGGGAUUUA